AUGGGUGGAGGCUGGCGAGGCGAGCGUGUGACCGUGCUAUUGGACGGAGGAGACCAGCUGGUGACCCCUGGUGACCCCUGGAUUCAACAAGACGCUCAGAUGGGACAGUUCACAUCCAGACCAGACAAGCUGAGCUCGGACGCUCGGCCCCGGGUUCGAUUCUCCAGCGAUGAGGAAGCACCUCGCAGUGACCUGCAGCGUCGGGACUCGCAGGUGGAGCUGCGGAGAGCCUCCAUCUACAGCGUCUUGGACCUGGUGCCACAGCAGGAACUUUACUCCUGCACUCUGCCGCGCCACAAGGGGGCGACAGCCCGACCGACGCUGGACGAACUCCGCAGGGAAGCAGGGGUGAUGGAGGCAGCGAACAGCCACAGUCUCUCAGUCACUGAGCAACAUGAAGGAACUCACGGCCGUCACAAAGCUCCUGGUCGAUUCGGCUGGAUGACGGGAGUCAUGUUCCGCUGCAUGCUGAACAUGUGGGGCGUCAUCCUGCUGCUCCGCCUGUCGUGGAUCACGUCUCAGGCUGGAAUCUUAUUGACCUGGUUUAUUAUCCUGCUGUCGGCGGCGGUGACCUCGGUCACGGCUCUCUCCAUCUCUGCCAUCGCCACCAACGGCAGGGCGAGCUCAGGCGGGGCCUACUUCAUGAUCUCCCGCUCUCUGGGGCCGGAGAUCGGCGGACCGGUUGGGAUGAUCUUCUCCUUCGCCAACACGCUGGCUUGUGUCCUCAGCGUUGUCGGCUUUGCAGAGGUGGUGCGUGAUCUCAUGCAGGAGUUCGGUGCCGUCAUGGUUGAUUCCAUCAACGACAUCCGUAUUGUGGGUGUGGUCACGGUGACGGUUCUUCUGCUCUUUUCAUUGGCUGGAAUGAAGUGGGCCUCCAAGGCCCAUAUUCUGCUCUUCGUCUGUGUAUAUUCCAUCUCUUUCGCCAACUACUUUGUGGGCAGCUUCAUCCCUCCCAGUCCAGAGAAACAGGCCCAGGGCAUCUUUGGUUACAGAAGUGACGUCUUUGUGUCGAACCUGAAGCCCGACUGGCGAGGAGCUGAAGGCACCUUCGUCCAGAUGUUUGCCCUUUUCUUCCCCUCCACCAUUGGCAUCCUGUGUGGAGUCAACAUCUGUGGAGACCUCAAGGACCCCGCAACUGCGAUCCCCAAAGGCUCACUCAUGGCCAUUUUCUGGACCACAAUCACCUUCUUGGCUAUUUCUGGAUCUAUUGGUUCGUGUGUCAUCCGGGAUGCGUCUGGGAAUAUCAGUGACAUCCUGACUGGGAACAUCACAGAAGGCUGCGUCGGUCUGGGGUGUGGUCUGGGCUGGAACUUCACCCAGUGCAUCGAGUCACAGUCCUGUGGCUUCGGUCUGGCCAACGAUUUAAAGGUCCCUGGCCAAGUGGUGGGUUUCUCCUACCUCAACACUGCUGGCGUCUUUGUAGCGAGCUUGUCGUCUGCUUUCGGCUUCCUCACCUCCGCUCCCAAAAUCUUUCAGUGUCUGUGCAGAGACAACCUCUACCCGUACAUUGGAUUUUUUGCAAAGGGUUAUGGGAAAAAUGACGAGCCACUCCGGGCCUAUAUCCUCUGCUACCUCAUAGCCGUGGCCUUCAUACUCAUAGGUGAGCUGAACUCCAUCGCAGCCUUGAUCUCCAACUUCUUCCUGUGUUCGUUCUGCCUCAUCAACUUCAGCUGCUUCCACGCGUCAAUCACCAACUCACCCGGCUGGAGGCCGUCGUUUCACUACUACAGUAAAUGGACGGCUCUGUUUGGAGCCGUGAUCUCCGUCUUUCUGAUGUUCCUGUUCACCUGGUGGGCGGCGCUCGUCACCUGCUGCAUGAUAUUGUUCCUGUUUGGAUACGUCAACUACAACAAGCCAAAGGUGAACUGGGGCUCGUCAGUCCAGGCAGGAAUAUACAACAUGGCCUUGUCGUACUCGAUCUCUCUGUCUGCUGUGGAGGAUCACGUCAAGAACUUCAGACCGCAGUGUCUCGUCCUGACCGGGCCCCCGAACCAGAGACCUGCGCUGGUCGACUUCGUCGGCUCCUUCACCAAGAACAUCAGCCUCAUGAUCUGCGGAGACAUCAUCAUGGAGCAGGAGAAGCAGACGAUGCCGCAGGAGGCAGCAGAGCGGUCGAUGAGGUGGAUGAACGAGAGGAAGGUGUGCUCGUUUUAUACGGCCUUCAGCGCCGACAGCCUCCGAGCUGGAGCUCGACACUUGAUGCAGGCUGCUGGUCUUGGUAAGCUCCGGCCCAACACUCUGGUCCUGGGGUUCAAGAGCAACUGGACGGACAGUUCUGCUGAAAGCAUCGACGAUUACAUCAACACCAUUUAUGACACUUUCGACUGCAACCACUGUUUGUGUAUCUUGCGGAUGAUGGACGGGCUGGAUGUCUAUGACCAGUUUGAUUUUGAAGUCAACCAAGGAUUUGAACCCGAUGAACCUGUGGGAAACAAAGACCAACAGUCUCCUGUUGGAGAAUCAAUUGACGACAUCUCCACGAGAGUGGACCACGAUCAGAUGAAGACGGCGUUUCAGAAUGAACAGGGGACGAAGACCAUCGACGUCUAUUGGAUUGCCGACGAUGGAGGUCUGACCCUGCUGGUGCCCUACCUGCUCACCAGGAGAAGACGCUGGCGCCACAGUAAGGUCAGAGUCUUCAUCGUGGGAGAGGAGCACAACAUGGAGGACGGACGCAAUCAGAUGAUCGCGCUGCUGAAGAGGUUCCGUCUGGAUUUUAGUGAUGUCAUAGUCAUAACAGACGGCGAGAAGCGUCCACAAGCCAAGAGCCUGAGUAGGUUUGAGGACAGCGUCGCCCCCUUCAGGCUCCACGACGAACAGCAGGAUGGCGUCUCAGUUCAGGAGUUCAGACAAAGAUCCCCGUGGGAAAUAUCUGACAAGGAGUUUGAGGCCUUCAAACUUAAGUCUGAGAGGAAAGUGAGGCUGAACGAAAUCAUCCGGAGGAAUUCACAUCACGCUGCUCUCGUGCUGGUGAGCCUCCCGGUGCCACAGAGCGACUGCCCCAGUGCUCUGUACAUGUCCUGGCUGGACACGCUGACCUGCGGCCUCCACUGUCCUGCAGUGUUGAUACGAGGAAACCAGCAGAGCGUUCUCACGUUCUACUGCCAGUGAACACGAUGGAAUCUCACAGGGACAGAUAGUUUGACAUGUCAAGUUAAAACAAUGGGCCGGGAACAGAAGGAAUAACCCACAGUUGCCUGAUAACUCGUUUGAGUUCAGAACAAAUGGGUGUGAAAGAUUGUGGGGUUAACAAAUAACAAUGUGUAGUGUUGUAGUCAAGACCACCUUAACCGUGACCAAGACAAGACCAAGACAAGACCAAGACCGAGACAAGACCAAUACAAGACGAAGACAAGACAAGACCAAGACGUUGAGACCAAGACAAGACCAAGACCGA
Molecule: messenger RNA, 3397 nt
Organism: Scophthalmus maximus (turbot)
Lineage: Eukaryota; Metazoa; Chordata; Actinopteri; Pleuronectiformes; Scophthalmidae
Product: solute carrier family 12 member 3-like
Exons: 28
Coding region: 1-3111 (1036 amino acids)
Biological process (GO): sodium ion transmembrane transport; sodium ion homeostasis; chloride transmembrane transport
Cellular component (GO): membrane
Molecular function (GO): sodium:potassium:chloride symporter activity
Source: RefSeq, a predicted model, not a curated record